Molecule: messenger RNA, 2119 nt
Organism: Patella vulgata (common limpet)
Lineage: Eukaryota; Metazoa; Mollusca; Gastropoda; Patellidae
Product: acidic mammalian chitinase
Exons: 10
Coding region: 94-1575 (493 amino acids)
Biological process (GO): carbohydrate metabolic process; chitin catabolic process
Cellular component (GO): extracellular region
Molecular function (GO): chitinase activity; chitin binding
Source: RefSeq, a predicted model, not a curated record
CGGGGAUCUUCCAGUACAGAUUGAGAGGAACUCCUACAAAACUUUUGGCAAAGUUGAUCAUUUUUCUAUUGUUAGAUUUCUACACUCUUAAGUAUGGAUAGCGCGAGGAUUCUGCUAUUUAUCGGAUUGGCGAUGCAUGCCUCUUUAUUGGCUUCUGGAAACCAAUACAAAGUGGUGUGCUACCAUAGUAACUGGUCACGUUACAGACCAUCCCCAGGUACUUUCACGGAAGCAAACAUCGACCCAUUCUUGUGUACCCAUCUCAUCUAUGCUUUUGGUGUUUUUGACGAUAAUGGCAACAUAACCCCACACGAAUUGGAUUGGGAAUUCCCCAGAUAUGUCGCCUUUAAUGAAGUCAAACUGCAAAAUCCCAAUUUGAAGACACUGCUUGCCAUUGGUGGUUGGAACUUCGGUAGCAUUGCAUUCUCGAAUAUGGCUAAUGAUCCUGUCAAAAGAAAGAACUUCGUUGAUACAAGUAUCAGUAUAUUAAGAGAUUAUAAUUUUGAUGGUCUAGAUCUGGACUGGGAAUAUCCCGUUCAAAGAGGUGGCGCAGCGAUAGAUAAAGACAAUUUCGUUACACUGUGUAAGGAACUAAUGAUUGCGUAUACGGCCGAAGCGGAUUCAUCUGGUAAAACUCGUCUGCUGUUGACUGCUGCUGUUCCCGCCAGCAGAGCUAAUAUACAAGCUGGUUACGAUGUUCCAGAACUCAACAAUUAUCUAGAUUUCUUCAACCUUAUGACCUAUGACUUCCAUGGUGGUUGGGAUAGUACGACAGGACACAACAGUCCUUUAUACGCUAGUCCUUAUGAUAGUGGUGAUUAUGCUCACUUUAACGUGAACGACACGGCGGCUUAUUGGCAUGAAGUUGGAGUUCCCAAAAACAAGAUUAUUGUUGGUUUGGCUACAUAUGGUCGAUCAUUUACGUUGAGUUCUACCAGUAAUUUUGGUGUAAAUGCUCCUGCUUCUACGGGACCUGCUGGUACACAAACUAGAGAAGCUGGAUUCAUGUCUUACUAUGAGAUCUGUAAUGAUAUGCAGACUGGUGGAUCAGUAAUGUUCGAUGACACUAUGCAGGUACCAUAUUAUGUGAAUGGUAAUGUUUGGGUUGGAUACGAUGACGAAAAUUCUCUGAGAAUAAAGGCUAACAUGAUUGCUGAUUAUCAGUAUGGUGGUAUGAUGAUUUGGGCUAUAGCUUUAGAUGACUUCAACCACAUCUGUUCAACUUCUACACGAACAUUUCCCCUCAUCAAAGCCGCUUCCGAGGUCUUAAAUCCAACAGGUGCUGCACCCUCUGUUGAUCCUGUUGUGCCCGGUGAUCCUACUGCGGCCCCGACAACGACCACCACGACUACUACCACAACGGCUCCAGCUACUGGCAGUUCUAAUACCGGUUUCUGUGCGAACAGAGUAGAUGGCUUUUAUGCUAACCCAGGAAGCUGUGAAAGUUUCUAUAAUUGUUAUGAAGGUCAGACUUACUUGACAAAUUGUCCUUCCGGCACUCUUUUCGAUGAAAGUACCAAUUCAUGUGACUGGGAAAUAUCCGUCAAAUGUAACACACCAUUGAUUAGAAAAUAGAACAUUUAGUUUAUUUAAGGGUCGAAGUGCUGUUUUUAUGUUGAUUUAAGAUAAAAUUUGGACAAUUAUUUUUAAAAUUAUCUAGUAAAUCUUUGAUAUAACUGCUUCAGAAUUGCAAACUAUUGGAUUCGUCGUGAUGUGAAUUAAAAGUUUUGUACAUGACCAGUAUAUACGUUUUGGGUUUUAAAUCAUAUUUUUAACGAAGCAUAAUACGGGAAAAUCUUAGGUUAAAUUAAGAUUUGCAAUGACUUUAUAUCAAGGUUAUGCAUAAACCUUUUGAAUUCCAAUUCAUAAAAUUUACUUUUUCAGUUCUUUUUUUAUCGAGAAUUUUAUUUUGCGCGGAUACUGAUCUUAUUACAAGCUAUGGACUACGGCAAUUGGAAAUAUAUUUAAAAAUUAUAAAAGUUAAUAGAUGUUUUAUUUAUAAAAAAAAUCAGAUUAAUUGAAUAAGUAAUAUAAUUGUAUUUUUGUGUAUCGAUACCCGUGAUUGUUAUUAUUAUUAUUCUUUAAAUUGUAUAUUGUUUUAAUUUAUAAUUCAUGUACC